This is a messenger RNA of Lachancea mirantina, 1242 nucleotides long. Lineage: Eukaryota; Fungi; Ascomycota; Saccharomycetes; Saccharomycetales; Saccharomycetaceae. The record is from the annotation of a GenBank genome assembly.
AUGCUUCUUUUAACAAGAAGACUCCGACAUUUGAAAGCGAUUUCAAUUGUAAAUGUAACGCUUGUGGAAAAAGCAGCAACAGCAGGAGUUGAUUUCAAUUCCAUUCCGUGUUAUUACAUUGUUGAGGAUCUCAAAGGACACGCGCACUAUAUCAGUGAAAUCCAAGUGAGUCCAGGGUUUGUUUGCCAGUUCAACGAACUGCCUCCAAGCUUUUCAGCAUUAACGAGAAUCAGUAUCAAGGUAGUGGGCGAACUGCCUCGUAAUAUACUGAAAAACAGUGCCAACAAAAAUGAGACGUGGGUUGUGCUGAACUCUGUGUCAAUUGAUCUGAAUCAACUGCAACCAGUUGAUGUCGACCAAAUAGACUUCCUUGGGGAUCACAUCAAUAUGCCUCUCUUGGAAUUCACCGACGGAUAUUUUGUAGCUUGCGAUGGGCUCAAAAGCGAUGACCAUUUCAAGAUUGACAUGGAAAAUAAACCGGUAUCGACAUUAGUCCUGCGAAAAAGUUCCAAUUUUAAUAGUCUUUUGAAAUUGAACAAGAUACUUGAAUUUAUGGGCCAAGUGCAGCGCGAACUGGAUGACUAUUCUGCUCAAAUCGAAAUUAAACUGAAAAACAGAGUAUUUUCGCAUCGCCAAGAGUAUGAAAAGGCCAUUGAACAAGUGUCUACAGAGUCUCAAAUUAAAGCAUCAAACGUAAAUGUCCUGAAGGCCAAGAUCGAGAGAGUUACAUUCGGCGACGACGAAGUGGGUGGCCUUUCGGGCGAAAAUGACGAUGAGUAUGGAACGCUUUAUUCGGAUUUCCUGAAUCGAAAGCAUUUCUUACAAGCGGUUCAGGCCCGUAAAAUUGAUCAAUUAAGUGGGAUAUUUGCUGGAUUAGAUGUUCUUAACGACCGUGACUUUGGUUUGGCGAUUUUGUAUAUUGAUAGCAAUACCGGGAAGAGCACGUUUGACUUGAAGGUUCUGAAUGCUGCUCAGAUGGUUUCUAUCGAAAAUAGAGAGCGACUUAACGCUUUCUUGGGAUACUAUUUACUGGUUGUCAAACUGCUAGCGCUUAAAGUUUUUCAUGUUUCACUCCCGCAUAGACUUUUGUUCUACGGGAGCACCUCGUUGGUAAGCGAGUCUCUGCCGCUUUACUUGACAAAAACUCCACGCCCGCAUCAUAUGACGGGUUUUGAAAAUGCAAUUCAUUGUUUCAAUCUAAAUAUCUUACAAAUCAAGCAGCAUUUGGAACGCUGUUGCUGA